ACGGGCCGGAAGUGGGAGUCUGACGACUUCCGGCAGUUGAGCUGAGAGGAGAAAGGAGAGCGGAGAAUGGCUACCAAGAAGUUGGCGCGGCAGCUUGGAUUAAUUAGAAGAAAGUCAGUUGCACCAACAAAUGGAAAUGUAGGAAGAAGCAAAUCCAAGCAGUUGUUUGACUAUUUAAUUGUCAUUGAUUUUGAAUCAACAUGUUGGAAUGAUGGGAAACGCCACCAGAGCCAAGAAAUAAUUGAAUUUCCAGCAGUAUUACUGAGCACAUCAACUGGAGAGAUUGAAUCUGAGUUCCAUACUUAUGUUCAGCCUCAGGAACAUCCGAUUCUUUCUGAGUUUUGCAUGGAACUGACAGGCAUAAAUCAGGCUCAAGUUGAUGAAGGAGUCCCUCUGAGGAUAUGCUUAUCUCGGUUCUGUAAAUGGAUUCAGAAGAUUCAGCAACAGAAGAAAAUUAUUUUUGCUACUGGGAUUUCAGAUCUGUCUAAUUCCGAAGUAAAAUUAUGUGCAUUUGUUACUUGGUCAGACUGGGACUUGGGGGUUUGCCUGGAGUAUGAGUGUAAAAGAAAACAGCUGUUAAAACCUGUGUUCUUAAAUUCUUGGAUUGAUCUCAGAGUAACUUAUAAGAUUUUCUAUAGAAGAAAACCAAAAGGACUAAGUGGUGCCCUGCAGGAAGUGGGAAUAGAAUUCUUGGGAAGAGAACAUUCUGGGUUGGAUGAUUCUCGGAAUACUGCCCUUCUUGCUUGGAAAAUGAUCAGGGAUGGUUGCUUAAUGAAAAUUACAAGGUCCUUGAACAAGGUUCCCACUAAGAAGAAUCCCAAAAUUUUGGCCAGAAAUUUGAAUACGAAUCAAGUUGAAGAAGCAUCGGCCUGCAACAGUAGCAUUUGGGGUCUGAGCACAUAUGAUAGGGAGCCUAAAAAUACAGUAAAUUCUCAUGAAAAAGUUCAGUUGAGGUCAGCUGGUAUGAAUUCUCCUAUAAAGGGACAAGAUCAGUUCCAACUAAAGAGCAAUGUAAAAGUGGGUCUUCACGGUGGCAAAGACUAUUUAUCUCUUUUUAAUACAAAGCCCUCUACUUCCCUGGAGCAGUUGCAGUCUCCCAGCUUGAAUACACCUAUGCAGAAGCACAUAAAAAAUGAACACCUUGCAUUUAGUACCAAACCUAUGUCUUCAACAGUUAGUUCAGAAUUGGUACUUAUUUCAACUACCAUUUCAUCUGUUAAUCAUAUUUCUGAUAUGGAAAUGAGUUCUGCUCUUGAUUGUUUACCUAUGUUGGCUGAUUGGGAGGAUGUAGCUUUACUGCCAGCAUCUCAGCCUGAGCAAAAUAUAGAUUGUAUACCUCCCAUUAAUGACUCAAACUUAGACACUUCACUUAAUUCCAUAGAAAGAUUAAUGAUUUUAAAGGAAGGCACAGAAGAAACUCCUCAAAACUCUGAGACCUCUAAGUCUAUUGUUUAUAAGAGUCCACAUACUACUAUUUAUCAUGUAAAAGAUGCCAAAGAUCAAGGUUCAGUUGCUUCUGACUUUAAAUUACCUGAAUGCAAAUCAAGUAGCUCCAACAAUAUUAAUGCCAGUAUGUCUCAUCCUUCAGUUUUGGGGAAAUACCCCCUCCUUUUAGGUAGUACUAAAAGGAAUCCAUCCAGUCUCCCAGCUUUCCCACCAGCAAAAAAACAGUCCUUCACUAUUCAUGAAGAAAAGCCUACAUCAUCUGAUGGCUUCCCAGUGAGAAGUUGUUCCCAGAAGGUCCUCCCCUCUGUCUUAGCUUCUACAGUUAACCUAGAAGGACCUUGGAAGAGUGGAAAAAUGACACCUCCAUUAUGCAAGUGUGGCCGAAGAUCUAAGAGACUUGUUGUUUCUAAUAAUGGACCAAACCAUGGAAAAGUCUUCUUUUGUUGCCCAAAUGGGAAAUACCAAGAAAAUAGAAAAUGUUGUGGUUAUUUUAAGUGGGAACAAACACUUCGAAAGGAGAGAGCCAACAGCAGCGUUCUGUCUUAUUCUCCAGGGGGACCCACUUUUAGUUCCCCAGAAAUAAGCCAUAUUUGUGACAGAAAUGUAAAUUUUUCUACUAAAAAUUCAUUGAGACUCAGACCUUCAAUGAGGAAUUGAUAAACCUUCCCUAUGACUAAACUGUGUUUUUACUUUAAUGUGACUUUUUGUGUGAUAAAGAGAAAAAAGUGUAUAGGGCUACAAGUCAUGGGGACUUAGCAUAUCUGAGUUCUGUAGACUGCACUGGGGCUAUUAAACACACAUGCAUGCACACACACUGAAAAUGAGAAAAAAAUUGAUUUCACACACUUUGAAUUUCCUUGAUCAGUUAUCUAAUACUUCUCUUGUAUUCAUUCAUCUAUGAAUCCUGAUUGUUCCUUGAAUUUCCAAACAUCAUGAAUAUUCUGAUAAUCGUCUUACACUUUUAUUUUUGUCAUAUAUUAACGUGCCAAAUUUAUCAUACUUUUAUCAAGAACCACAAAUAUUUUAUAUAUUCUAUUAGACUAGAUAUAAUAAACAACAAUAGUAUAUAACAUCCUUCUUUUACAGGUAGACCUUGAAAUAAAUUUAAACUGUUUUUAAAUUACUUGAAUAAAAAUGUGACUAUUAAAAAUCCCUAGUCUAUUUUCAGAUAGACGCUUGUACUUUGAGAAUUAGGAAAUCUAACUGAUAUAUUUUUUUUUUCUAAAAAAUUUUAUUUAUUUUGAGAGACGGAAAAAGAGCACGAGAAGGUGGGUCCAGGGAGGAGAGGGAGAGAGAAUCCCAAGCAGGCUCCACGCUGUCAGAACAGAGUCUGACAGCAGGGCUCAAGCUCAUGAACUGUGAUAUCAUGACCUGAGCCUGAAAUCAAGAGUUGGACACUUACUGACUGAG
Messenger RNA from Panthera uncia (snow leopard), 2856 nucleotides. RefSeq names its product ERI1 exoribonuclease family member 2 (gene ERI2). Gene Ontology annotation, biological process: exonucleolytic trimming to generate mature 3'-end of 5.8S rRNA from tricistronic rRNA transcript (SSU-rRNA, 5.8S rRNA, LSU-rRNA). NCBI's taxonomy places the organism in Eukaryota, Metazoa, Chordata, Mammalia, Carnivora, Felidae. The record is from RefSeq and is a predicted model, not a curated record. The transcript has 9 exons. The coding region runs from base 67 to 2103 and encodes 678 amino acids. Gene Ontology annotation, molecular function: zinc ion binding; nucleic acid binding; 3'-5'-RNA exonuclease activity.